AUGGGCUGCCUCGACCGGAUUUAUACCACGGCCUCACAGAAAACCGACGUGAAACAACAACACAACACUUGCGUUGUGUUUCGUCGAAUCCUCUUCAUCAGCGGGCUGGCGUGUGUGAUAGGUCUACAAAGGACGUUUUUCUUCUUCUUCCAAAGACAUAAAAUCAAGGCAUCCGUAGCAUUCUUCGGAGGCAUCACCAUUGUAUUAAUGGGAUGGCCUAUGAUCGGCAUGAUCGCUGAGAUCUACGGAUUCUUAUUGUUAUUCAGCUGUGAAUUUCCUAAGGAUGGUGCCAGUCCUAGGAUCUCUGCUUAA
Spodoptera littoralis (African cotton leafworm) is the source of this 312-nucleotide messenger RNA. Lineage: Eukaryota; Metazoa; Arthropoda; Insecta; Lepidoptera; Noctuidae. The record is from the annotation of a GenBank genome assembly.